UGUUGUGAUUUUAAGUUUAUUUAAAUUUACAAUUCAGUGAAUUUUAAACUUACAAACAUUAGUAAUUCCGCAAAAAAAUAUUAUGAAUCAUAUUUAGUGGCAGAUUAGACUCCUCCAUUUACGUUUGGCUUAAUUGAAAAUUCGUUCAAUAUGGAUUACGACUAUCUUAUAAAACUACUGUGCGUUGGCGAUUCAGGAGUUGGAAAAACCAGUUUCCUGUAUAAAUAUACCGACGGCGUUUUUCACACUCAGUUUAUCUCGACAGUUGGUAUUGAUUUUCGGGAAAAGUCUGUGAUUUAUCAACAGAAUGGAAGGCAACACAGAAUACAUCUACAGUUGUGGGACACCGCAGGGCAAGAGAGGUUCAGAAGUCUAACAACAGCCUUCUACCGUGACGCAAUGGGUUUUCUGCUUCUCUUCGAUCUGACUAAUGAGGCCUCAUUCCUGGAGGUCAGGAAUUGGAUUGAGCAGUUAAAGACACACAGUUUGAGUGACGACCCUGACAUUGUCCUCUGCGGGCACAAAUGCGAUCUUCAAGAGAAACGCCUGGUCAACCAAAAUCGAGCUCGAGAGUUCGCUAAAAACUACAACUUGCCUUAUUUAGAGACCAGCGCCAAGUCAGGCCAGAACAUAGACCGGGCUAUAGAGAUACUGUUAGACAAAGUUAUGAUCAGAAUGGAGUCGUCAGUAGAGUACGCGAUGCUGUGCGCGUCGGGACGGCGGCGGCAGUCACUACAGAAACUGCAGGCCAAGCAGGACAGCAAGCCUUGCUCCUGCUAGACUUAAGGCGGUCCCACUGCGACGCACACUACAGAAGCUACUAGAAUGACGCACGAAGCUAGGUAGGCGCCAGUCGCACAUUGCACACGAUCAAGACGUGUAGUAGAACAUGAAUGCGCUCACUCAUUUGCGUACCUAGGCCUUGAAUCUGUUCCAAUGUGCGACCGGCCAAAGAAAAACAUGAAUGAAAAGCGUGUUGGAGAAAAUUCAUUAUAAUUACUAAGCGAGUCUUAAAAAAACGGAUGUAGUGUGGCCGCGCCGCAGUGGGUUUUCGGAUCUAUUAUCUGUGAUUUUAUACACUCCUAACAUUUUACAUUCAUUUUCGAUUUUUUGUCAUAAGUGCCAAAUACGCAAUUAUCGUAAACAGUUGUCUAAAUUUUAAAUGAGAAAUAUUUUUUUUAGUUUAGCCAAAAACAAUAUUGGGACUAAAUACAGUAUGUGAGACUGAUUUUGAUUUUAUAGUACAAAUGAACUUAUUGGCGGGCUAAAACGCUCAUAGGCGGUGAAAAAUACUUGAAUACGGUAAUACUACUGUUAGUUUUGCUUACCUUAAAGGAUUGAACUUUUACUUGGUCUCGAACGGCUUUGGAACUGGGGAAAAUGCGCUAUUUCAGUUCACACAGCACUUUUGGCGUUUGCCAUCUGUAAUGCCUCCUCUACACUAUCGGCGAUGAUCGUCGAUAGUGUCAUCGGCAAGAUCAUCGUGCAAGCAUCCACACGAUUGCCUGUCAACGCAACCACCCGGCGAUUCCCUUUGAUGCGUGCCCAAAAACCGACAACUCACGGGUCGCAGGCGAUGAUAGACGAUGACUGGCGGCUGGCGGGGACUGCCGAGUAUGCCCGCUAGUCAUCGUCUAUCGUGUAGAGGAGCCAUAAUGUCGUAUCGCAUUGCACCUACCUAUUAAAGCGUCCUGCAUUUGAGAUGAAUAGACAUUCAAUACACUAGAGCCUCUUCCACACCAUGAUACUAAGGUGUAAAGAUAAAUAGUGCAUUCUUAGGAUUUCUGUUAAACCGUAUUUGCUGUAGAUUAAUGCAAACUUUAGAAAGUUGUAUUAUAUAAACAAUUGUUGUAUAAUAUGCAUUCUAUUCCUUAUUAUUUAUGUAAUUAGUAAAAAAGGAGCUGAUCUAAAAUAAUAAACUAUAAUAGAUGUCAUAUAUUAAUGAAACAGAGAUGAAGCCCUCCAGUGGUGAAGGCCUGAUUCGA
Cydia strobilella is the source of this 1985-nucleotide messenger RNA. It is a transcript of the gene Rab27, whose product is annotated as ras-related protein Rab-27A. Gene Ontology annotation, molecular function: GTPase activity; GTP binding. Gene Ontology annotation, cellular component: trans-Golgi network transport vesicle; synaptic vesicle; plasma membrane. The transcript is spliced from 5 exons. Gene Ontology annotation, biological process: protein localization to plasma membrane; Golgi vesicle fusion to target membrane; neurotransmitter receptor transport to postsynaptic membrane. Lineage: Eukaryota; Metazoa; Arthropoda; Insecta; Lepidoptera; Tortricidae. The record is from RefSeq and is a predicted model, not a curated record. The coding region runs from base 151 to 780 and encodes 209 amino acids.